This is a messenger RNA of Paracoccidioides brasiliensis Pb18, 867 nucleotides long. Its product is annotated as eukaryotic translation initiation factor 3 subunit G. The transcript has 4 exons. Gene Ontology annotation, cellular component: cytoplasm; eukaryotic translation initiation factor 3 complex. The record is from RefSeq and is a predicted model, not a curated record. The coding region runs from base 1 to 867 and encodes 288 amino acids. Gene Ontology annotation, molecular function: RNA binding; translation initiation factor activity.
AUGUCGAAAUUUGCAAAUCGCUCUGACUGGGCGGACGACGAGGAGUUUGAUGACGCCCAAACUCUUCCAGCUCAACAGGUUAUUACCAACAAAGACGGCACCAAAACGGUGAUUUCUUAUCGCUUUAAUGACGAUGGCAAAAAAGUGAAAACUAGCCGCCGAAUUCGCACAACAGUGGUCAAGGAACACGUGAACCCCAGAGUCGCAGAACGACGAACGUGGGCAAAGUUUGGACUUGAGAAGGGUCACCCUCCCGGUCCCUCGUUACAUACCACUUCUGUUGGAGAAAAUAUUAUCUUCAGACCCAGUGUAAACUGGAAAGCACAAGCGAAGGAGGCAGAGAAAGCCGGUCUCGAGAAGGGAAGCAUCAAAGAUCAGCUCAAGGACAAGAAAGUCAAAUGCCGAAUUUGUUCUGGGGAGCAUUUCACUGCCAGAUGUCCGUUCAAGGACACAAUGGCACCGGUUGAAGAAUCUGGCUCCGCUGCUGUUGACGAUAUGGGCGAUGAGCGGCCGGCGGGCAGCCUGGGCGCUGGUGGCAACAGUUAUGUGCCACCCCAUCUACGAAAGGGUGGUGCUGCAGCCGGAGAGCGGAUGGGCGGUAAAUAUGAGCGAGAUGAUCUGGCAACUCUGCGCGUUACGAACGUGAGCGAGCUGGCGGAAGAGCAAGAAAUUCGGGACAUGUUCGAGAGAUUUGGUCGCGUUACCAGAGUCUUUUUGGCAAAGGAUCGGGAAACUAACAUGGCCAAAGGCUUUGCCUUCAUUUCAUUUCAGGAUAGAAGUGAUGCUGCUCGCGCAUGCGAGAAAAUGGACGGCUUUGGUUAUCGGCAUCUGAUCCUCCGAGUGGAAUUUGCGAAGAAGACUUCGUGA